Acanthosepion pharaonis is the source of this 735-nucleotide messenger RNA. Lineage: Eukaryota; Metazoa; Mollusca; Cephalopoda; Sepiida; Sepiidae. The record is from the annotation of a GenBank genome assembly.
AUGGAACGGACUUUUGGAUUACAGAACAAAGAAAGGCGGAAAAUUAAGAACAAUCGACAGAUGUUGGAGUAUGUCAUUUCAAGUUUGGAAUAUAAAUUAAACUCAAACAAAAAAGAAGUGACCAAUACUACAAAGAAUUCAUCGCCUGAAAAAUCUCCAAGAUGUGAAGACCCUGACACAAUGAAGGAAAAAACUAACAAUCGGACCAAUAACUGCAGCGACAACAACUACUAUUUACGGCAAUUACAAGUAAUGCAGACGCAGUAUGCUCGAAUCAAAAAGGAGCAGAGAGCCCUUUAUGUUUCAAACUAUGAACUGAAGAUGUUCAUUUCUAACAAGAAUCACCAAUUACAGGAAUUACAACGCCAAGUAGAUGAGGUGGACGUGCUUAUCAACAAUGUGUCCAAUGAACUGACCAAAGUGACCAUUCAGACUGAUGCACUGAGGAAAAUGAGAGAUGACCGACUGAGCCCUGGGGUAUUUAAAAAGCCAACACAACAUACUCAAGUAAAAAACAAUAAGUUAAAUGUUGAAGACGCUUGUCGAUUCAUUGCCAAGCACAUUGGUAGACACUGGAAGAAGCUGUAUGACCAUUUACCAUUUAACCCUCCCCGAAGUGCCUCGAGGCGCACAUCAGAUGUAGAAAUGUGGGACAAAAUGUCAUUAUCACAAGAUAGGACAGAUGAAGAAUUGGCUCGUCGGAUAUACACAGGAGGUUGCCAUCCAAGGCUAUAG